Molecule: messenger RNA, 969 nt
Organism: Mycena indigotica
Lineage: Eukaryota; Fungi; Basidiomycota; Agaricomycetes; Agaricales; Mycenaceae
Product: Zn(2)-C6 fungal-type domain-containing protein
Exons: 3
Coding region: 19-969 (316 amino acids)
Source: RefSeq, a predicted model, not a curated record
CUCUUGCUUCUGCCCUUGAUGGAGCUUAUCGACGCGUCGCUGGGGCCACGCCUGCCGCCCGAGCUGGAGCGUGAGAUCUUCGAGGCCGCGGCUGAGAUGGACCCGCCAUCGAUUCCGCGGCUCCUGGUCGUGGCGAAACGCGUGCAGCUGUGGAUUGAGCCGCUUGCAUACCACACUGUGACCGUGGACGACUCGAAGCGGUUCCUGUCGUUCCUCGACAACGCCAACGGCGGGUGGAAGCCGCCCGCGUUCUUUGCGCAGCACGUGCGGUACCUCUUCAUCCACAUCACGACCGACGACGGUGUCCCGCUCCAGCCGGCGCUCUCCGCGCUUAAGCUCUGCACCGGCAUCACACGCAUCGCCGGCGCCGGCCCGCUCGUCUGCCGCGACCUCCUCCCGGUCCUCGCCGGUCUGCGCCUCGAGCGCAUCGCGCUGUUCCUCACGCACGUGUUCCCGGAGCUGGAGGAGGUCGACCUCGGGCUGGCGUGCUUCCAGACGCUGACACACUAUGACGUGUUCGACUACCUCCCCGAGCACGCGCAGGCGCUCAUGUACGUCGGCAAGCUCGCCCUGCUGCCCUGCCUGACACACGUGUCCCUCAACGACGACGUCCCGUGGCCGGCCGUCGAGGAGCUCUUGCAGACGUGUGCCACUCUGCGUGUGCUGGUGCUGCAGUGGGCGGACGGGGUCGAGACGGGCAUCAAGCGCGCGGCGGAGACGCCGAUCCGCGACGCAAGGUUCGUGAUGACGAUGUUCGACGACAUGGAGGAGGCAGCGUGGGACGCGCCGAACCUGUGGACGCUCGCAGAGGAGUUCAUCGAGAACAAGCGGCAGGGCCGGAUUGACGAGACUUGUUUCUGGAUGCAGCGCGCAGACUGGCCAAAGAACGAUGACGACGCUCCUGAAUCAAGUGCGGAAACUGAGGGGAACUCGAUACCAGUCGCCGGGCUGUCCUUGCAGGAUGCGUAG